Oncorhynchus tshawytscha (Chinook salmon) is the source of this 1809-nucleotide messenger RNA. RefSeq names its product carbonic anhydrase-related protein 10-like. Bases 1 to 945 code for a protein of 314 amino acids. Lineage: Eukaryota; Metazoa; Chordata; Actinopteri; Salmoniformes; Salmonidae. The transcript is spliced from 8 exons. Gene Ontology annotation, molecular function: carbonate dehydratase activity; zinc ion binding. The record is from RefSeq and is a predicted model, not a curated record.
AUGGAGGUUUACAGCCUAACAGGCAUGGAGGUUUACAGCCUAACAGGCAUGGAGGCCUACAGCCUAACAGGCAUGGAGGUUUGCCAGCCUAACAGUGCCGUCAUUUUGGGGCUAGUGAACUCAGCGUGGAACCUGUGCUCCGUGGGGAAGAGGCAGUCUCCCAUCAACAUCGAGACCAGCCACAUGAUCUUUGACCCCUUCCUCACGCCCAUCCGGCUCAACACGGGAGGACGCAAGGUGGGCGGGACCAUGUACAACACGGGUCGCCACGUCUCACUGCGAAUGGACAAGGAGCACCUGGUGAACAUCUCCGGUGGACCAAUGACGUACAGCCACCGCCUGGAGGAGAUCCGGCUGCACUUCGGGAGCGAGGAUGGACAGGGCUCUGAACACCUGCUCAACGGACAAGCCUUCUCAGGAGAGGUUCAACUUAUACACUACAACCACGAGCUGUAUACCAACUACACAGAGGCGGCGAAGAGCCCCAACGGACUGGUCAUAGUGUCUAUAUUUAUGAAGAUUGCGGAGACUUCGAAUGCAUUCCUGAAUCGAAUGUUGAAUAGAGACACCAUCACAAGAAUAACAUAUAAAAAUGAUGCAUAUUUGCUGAUGGGCCUGAACAUCGAGGAGAUUUACCCAGAAACCUCUAGUUUUAUCACAUAUGACGGGUCGAUGACCAUCCCGCCUUGCUUUGAGACGGCCACGUGGAUCCUGAUGAAUAAGCCAGUGUACAUCACACAAAUGCAGAUGCACUCCUUACGGCUGUUGAGUCAGAACCAGCCGUCUCAGAUCUUCCUGAGUAUGAGCGACAACGUUCGCCCGGUUCAACCGCUGAACAACCGCUGUAUCCGGACCAACAUCAACUUCAGCAUGCAGGGCAAAGACUGUCCCAACAACAGGGCCCAGAAGCUCCAGUACCGAGUGAAUGAGUGGCUGCUAAAGUAGUCUCUCUUGGGUGAGCACAGAAACAAGACACAAUGACAGAGACAGGAGGGGGAUAUGAGAGAGAGAGAGAGAGAGAGAGAGAGAGAGACAGAGAGAGAAGGAAGGAAGGAAAGAAGGAAGGAAGGAAGAAAACAACUGGAAACCGCACCAAGGCUGCAUCUCAUCUAAGAUUAUUUCAUGUAAAAAGAGAAAAAAAAGAAACUGAACAUUAUCAAGUAAAAGACUUUGUGUUGCUUUGCAAAGAGACGACUACUUUUCAUACGUACAUCGAGAACUAUUUGAAUUCCAACACAUACUAACUGACACGUCCAGUACAAAUAUAUCUAUUACGAAACCUGUUUUGAUACUGAUACUUUUUUGGGAGAUAACAAAAUGUUUAAAAUGUACAAAAACACUGAAGCAUUUAUUUCAUACAACCUCUUCUUCACACGGACUGAGUAGGACUGAUUGGGACUUUUAGCCUCUGUACAUAGACACCUUGCUACCAAUGAGAUCUUAAGGACUUAUCAAGACGACGCCCCUAGUGGUUUAGACAGAGAAGGUCUUCAAGGCUCAUAGCUGCGUCGUCAUCACCGUCACUUACAAGGCAUGCCGACUGCAACAAGCCAAGAGAGCUAGACCUUACAGUCUUGCCUUGUAAUAGUAGGUCAUUAUCAAAGCAUCAACGGGAAAGGAUCUUCUGUCUAACUGAUGAACCGAUGAGUGUCUUGGCCUUUGUUGUAUAUAGUAUAAUUAUCAGUACUGCUGAAAAACUGAAUAUGUAAAGAAAAAUACAAAUAAACAUUUUAAAAGAUAUAUUAAGAGGAUAAAAAAAGAUGAGUAUUUUAAAGGCCCAGUGCAGUCAAAAAUGUGAUUUCUUGUGUU